Boleophthalmus pectinirostris (great blue-spotted mudskipper) is the source of this 2421-nucleotide messenger RNA. Its product is annotated as solute carrier family 66 member 2-like. Lineage: Eukaryota; Metazoa; Chordata; Actinopteri; Gobiiformes; Gobiidae. Gene Ontology annotation, cellular component: trans-Golgi network; endosome. Gene Ontology annotation, biological process: retrograde transport, endosome to Golgi; phospholipid translocation. The coding region runs from base 1 to 465 and encodes 154 amino acids. The record is from RefSeq and is a predicted model, not a curated record. The transcript has 3 exons.
AUGCCCCACAGACACUGCGCCCCACACCUAACCCUAGAAUUCUUGAUCUGUAAUUUCCUUGUCCCUCUGACAGAUCUGGACCUGAACUACUUCUGGAAGUGGAGCUUGUUUGAGGAUUACCUGCUGUUCUGUUUUGGCUUCACGGUGCUGUGUUCAGGGGUCACUCUGCUGCUGCUGGACUCUGUGGUCUUUGUGGAAACACUGGGGUCCAUGGCUCUUCUGUUUGAGGCCAUGCUUGGCCUCCCUCAACUUCUGCAGAACUUCAGCAACCGCUCCACCAAGGGCAUGAGUGUGAAGAUGGUCUUGCUGUGGACCGCUGGUGACGUUUUCAAAACCACCUACUUUGUCCUGAAUGACAGCCCCGCUCAGUUCUGGCUCUGCGGUUCAGCUCAAAUCCUCAUCGACGUCGCCAUUCUGCUCCAAGUCCUGCUCUACAACCAAGACACGCGCAUCAAACUCGGAUAAACCGGAUAAACUAUAGUGCUACAGCGAUAUAUGAACAACCGAGCCUGUCUGUGUGCCUUUUAUCAACCAAAACCUUUUUAGCCUUGUCUAUUGAAUUUCUUUAACAAAAUUUUGCAGUUACCCCAAAAAAAGCCUUCCACACACAGAGAUGAACAAAAGCCUUGUUAGAACAAAUAAUACAACUACAUAAUAUUAGGGUAAAAGUGAUAUAGUAUGAUCAUGUAUUUUAUAGGAUGACAUUGUUUUAAAUUGACCAAACUCACUAGAUGUAAUCCAAAGCACUUACUGUCACUGAAGUGUGCAGUGUCAGUUAAGUGUUUUGCCCAAAGACACAAGAAUAUUCACAUAAUCAAGAUUGGAACUAGUGACCGCUCUUAACUUUUUUUUUUUUUUUUUAUGUGAAUAGGUCAAUGGUCAAGGCACUACACCACUGAUUAUUAAGCACAUUUUAAACCAAAUGUAAAUGAAAUCUAGGACUGUUACAAAAUAAUUUUAUUUGUACAAAAUUACUGUCACUGAAGUGGGCAGUGUGGGUUAAGUGUUUUGCCCAAAGAUACAAUAACAUGCACAUAACCGCCAUUCAAACUAGUGACUCGUUUUAAUGUGAAUAGGCCAAUGGUCAAGACACUACCCCACCUGAUUAUUAAGCAUGUUUUAAACCAGAUAUAAUCAAAUCUAGGAAUGUUACAAAAUAAUUUUACUUGUACAAAAUUACUUACUGUCACUAAAGUGGACAGUGUGGGUUAAGUGUUUUGCUCAAAGCCACAAGAAUAUGCACAUAUAACCAAGAUUCCAACUAGUGACUCGGUUUUAUGUGGAUCAGCCAGUGGUCAAGACACUAAACCACUGAUUAUUAUGCAUGUUUUAAACCAGAUGUAAUGAAAUCUAGGAGUGUUACAAAAGUGUUUUAUUUGUACAAAAUUACUGUUACUUGUGAUGGGUGCUUAUAUUAUGUUCAGCUCUGUAACACUAUUGCUGUUGCUGUAAAAGCAGGAGCAACCGUGCCUGGCUGCUUGAGUGAUGGAGAAGUCUCCCACUCCUCUCUCCACGUCUCGCUGGAUUCCUCUCAGAAUACAUAAUGCAUGUGCACUUGUAUUGAUUUUUGCCUUUGGCUCUGAGAGUGCUGGUAAAGUCAAGGCCACGGUACACCAGGUAAUGGUGACUACUCACUCCAUCAAUCUGUAUCAUGAUGGUGCUUUGUGGCCCGAUUGACAAUCUAAAUGUUCAAUGACUGACAAGCUCCAAAGACAAAGAAUCAUGUACCAAAGAACUUGAAGUGUUACCACAGUGGAGAGCUGGGAGAUACACUGAGAAAAAUCAAAUCGUGAUCUCAUUCAUUCUGUUAUUUUGGUGAAAUUUUAAUAUUUUGAUUCACUGUUUCUCUGUUUAAAGGUGCACUGUGUCACUUUUGUUGUGCAGGGUCCAUCACUCGCUUCUCUCCAUGAAACUUAUAUACACUUGAAUAUCUCUACAAAGACAGCAGGUAAUACCAAAGGGCCAAGUUAUAUGUCAGAUCUGUGGAAAGGCAAGCCCACUCACACUAAGAAGAAUAGAUUUUAGGUCAAUAAAAUCCCAUGUUAUUGAGUAAAUGCAGGAUGGGUACAUUUAAUGCCAUACCAGAACAUUCCAGACAAAAUAACAUCUUCAUUGAGACAAGCAGAUGGCAGACCCUACACCAGAAAUGUUACACAGUGCACCUUUAAUGCUGCUCCGAGCUCAAACAGUAUCUUUAAGGCUCUGAGUGAGUGACAGCUGGAUUUAACCAUAAGCCAUAUUGCCCAUCCAUAUCUCAGUGUUAUUUUACCUAUAUUCAAAUCAUGGACAAGAUAAUGUUAGUAAUUAAAUUCAGUGAAUAGUAUUAAUAUUAAUAGGCUGAGUACACACAGAGUGAACUUGCCCAUUAACUGGUCAGAAGAUCCACAAGUGUUUACAUAAUUUUCUAUUUUUAAAUAUUUA